Vicia faba (fava bean) is the source of this 2532-nucleotide messenger RNA. NCBI's taxonomy places the organism in Eukaryota, Viridiplantae, Streptophyta, Magnoliopsida, Fabales, Fabaceae. The record is from the annotation of a GenBank genome assembly.
AUGAGAAGUAACUUCUUUCCACCUCCAUUGAAGCGCUCAAUUCCCGGGUUAUCCGACCCGAUUCAAAACGGAUCUUCCAAGCGCCCGAAGUCAUCUCCUCCCGGACAAGUGACAUUCCGUCUUCUCUGCAACUCCUCCCGCAUUGGCGGCGUCAUUGGCAAGUCUGGCUCCGUAAUCAAAACCCUCCAACAGUCAACGAGCUCCAAGAUCCGGAUAGAGGAUUCUCCGAAUGAAUCGCCGGACCGAGUCAUCAAUGUCAUUGCCUCCGGUGCUCCGGAUGGAAAUGUUAUACUGGGCGGCGAGGCAAUUGAUGCUUCGAUUGCUCAAGAAGCGCUGCUGAGAGUGUUUGAUAGGAUUCUGGAAGUUGCGGCGGAAAUGGAAGGGGUUGAGAUUGGGGAUAGGAUAGUGUCUUGCCGGUUAGUUGCUGAUGCGGCGGAGGCGAGUUCUGUUAUCGGGAAGGGAGGGAAGGUGGUGGAGAAGAUAAAGAAAGACACUGCGUGCAAAAUUAGGGUUUGUAGGGAUAAUUUACCUGCUUGUAUAUCCUCUCCUGACGAAGUGAUUGAGAUAGAAGGCAGCGUGUCAUCCGUAAAGAAGGCACUUGUUGCGGUCUCUCAUCGUCUUCAAGAUGGUCAUCAUGCUGAUAGAGCAAAGAUGACGGGACAAAAUCCUUAUGAAACUUUAGUUGGAGUACCUCGUGAGACUUCAAAUUCAGCUCCACAUGAUACUUUAAUUGGAGCUCCACGUGAGACUUUAAUCGCAGCUCCACGCGAAACAUUAACUGAUCUGCAUGUGGAUCAUCUUCUGCAAAGAGGCUCCGCACUCUUUGCUUCACGUAAUUGCUCUAACAGCCAUACCACUGGAGUUCAUUCCUUGUCGGCAGAAGUUAAUAGAGUCUCAUCCCUAGAACCAAAAGCACAUCAGCAAGAAAUCAACUUCAAAAUUAUUUGUUCCAACGAUAGAAUUGGAGGUAUCAUUGGAAAGGGUGGGAACAUAAUUAGAGCUCUUCAGAGUGAGACAGGGGCCACUAUAAGUGUGGGCCCUUCAGUAGCUGAAUGUGAGGAUCGAUUAAUUACUAUUACCGCUUCAGAGAGUCCCGAGUCAAAAUAUUCCCCAGCACAAAAGGCCGUGGUGCUUGUUUUCUCCAGGUCUGUUGAGGCUGGUAUUGAGAAAGGGAUAGAUCCUGGAUUAAAUACAGGUUCACCUGUGACUGCACAACUUGUAGUCCCAUCAAACCAAGUUGGUUGUUUGUUAGGAAAAGGCGGAGUAGUUGUGUCAGAAAUGAGGAGGGCUACAGGGGCUAGCAUACGAAUAAUUGGAACUGAUCAGGUUUCUAAAUGUGUGUCAGAUAAUGAUCAAGUUGUACAGAUAUCAGGCAAGUUUCAAAACGUACAAGAUGCAUUAUUUAAUGCAACUGGUAGACUGCGAGAUAAUCUUUUUGGUGGCACACAGAAUAGUGCUGGGACAAGGAGCCUUUCCUCCGUAGAAGCUGAUACCAGUCCCUAUGGAAGACUAAGAGAUAUUCCUUUUGGAGGCCAAUCCUCUUUACGAGCUGAUACUGGUCCAUACGUAAGACCGAAAAAUGUUCCUUUUGUAGGCCAAUCCUCUUUACAAGCUGAUACCAGUCCCUAUGUAAGACUCAGAGAUGUUCCUCUUGGAGGCCAAUCCUCUUUACAAACUGAUAUCAGUCCCUAUGUAAGACUGAGAGAUGGCCAGUCCUCUUUACAAGCUGAUACCAGUCCCUAUGGAAGACUCAGAGAUGUUCCUCUUGGAGGCCAAUCCUCUUUACAAGCUGAUAUCAGUCCCUAUGUAAAACUGAGAGAUGGCCAAUCCUCUUUACAAGCUGAUACUAGUCCCUUUGCAAGACUGAGAGAUGUUCCUUUUGGAGGCCAGUCCUCUUUACAAGCUGAUACCAGUCCCUAUGGCCGAUUGAGAGAUGUUCCUCUUGGGGGCCAAUCCUCUUUACAAGCUGAUACCAGUCCCUAUGAGAGACUGCGAGAUGUUCCUUUUGGAGGCCAAUCCUCUUUACAAGCUGAAACCAGUCCUUAUGGGAGACUGAGAGAUGUUCCUCUUGGAGGCCAAUCAGCUGCAGACGUUUCUCAUAGUUGGAGUAGGCACACUUUUUCUCAAGGCAUUGAUCAUUUUGCUCUUAGUAGAACUUAUGAUUGUCCCUCUUCCCCAGGCUUAUGGACACCACCGGGAGUUGCUGGGAUCAAUUCAAGAAGCAUUAAUGAAGCUAGUUGGGGAUUGACAUCUCGAAAAGGCGGUGUAGAACUUAUCAGCAGUGGAAGUAAAUCCGCAAUUGUGACUAAUACAACUAUAGAAAUUGUGGUUCCUGAGGAUACUCUAUACCUUGUAUAUGGGGAAAAUGGUAACAAUCUGGCUCGACUGAGACAGAUUUCAGGUGCUAAGGUUGUUAUCCAUGAACCUCAUCCUGGAACAAGUGACAGGACUAUUGUCUUAUCCGGUUCACCGGAUGAAACCCAAGCAGCGCAGAACCUUCUCCAAGCAUUUAUUCUUGAUGGAUCAUCGUAA